AUGGCUUGGCAGAGGCCCAGUUGUAUCGUUCAGGCGAUGCAAUCGCUUCGACUGCAACCUCUCCGGUCCUCCGCAUCCCCUCUUUCUCCGACUCCCACACAGUUCCUCUUGCGGUCCCAGAAGGCCAAUGCUCGCGGCUAUGCGACAGAGACAUCGUCCGAUUCCUCAGUACAGGUGGUGCCCGAUGCUGCACCAGCAGCACCCGCAAUCGACUUCGACCAAUUCCCGUACCGACCUGCCCGAAUUGUUCCCGCGUCUCCCUCAUACUUCUCUGGAAGCCCCAAAUUCAUCGAUCACCUGUUGAGAUUGGAGAACCUGCUGGCCGAGAACGAACGUCUGCCGAAAACAUCGCCGAUGCACGUCCCGCGAAAGGCCUGGCUCAAAUUGGCCCAGUUCCGCGACUUUGUCGGCGAGCCUGUGCCAACGAAGAAAUACAAGAGCCUGAUCAAGAUCCUCCAGCGAAUCAACCGGAUCAGACCGGAGAUCAUUCCUGAUUAUGCGAACAAUAUCAUCAAAGAAUACGUCCGUCCCGGAAACCCGUACGGAGUCAAGCCGGCACCCCCAACGUUGGAUGAAAUGGGUCGGGCCCGUGGUCGUGGGAAGCGAAAGACUUCGUCCGCCGUCGUUUAUUUGGUCGAAGGUGAAGGUGAGGUGCUUGUGAACGGGAAGACUCUGUCGGAGGCAUUCCCGCGCGAGCAUGACCGGGAAAGUGUGGUGUGGCCGUUGAGCUCCACCGAGAGACUGGACAAGUAUAACGUGUGGGCUACUGCCAAGGGAGGCGGUACGACUGGACAAGCGGAGUCCAUUACAUUGGCCCUUGCUCGGGCAUUGCUGGUUCAUGAGCCUGGUCUGAAGCAAGCUCUGCGGAAGGCUGGUACGGUUACCGUCGACGCUCGUCGUGUGGAGAGGAAGAAGCCUGGUCAUGUCAAGGCCCGCAAGAAGCCCGCCUGGGUCAAGCGGUAA
Molecule: messenger RNA, 963 nt
Organism: Aspergillus glaucus CBS 516.65
Lineage: Eukaryota; Fungi; Ascomycota; Eurotiomycetes; Eurotiales; Aspergillaceae
Product: mitochondrial 37S ribosomal protein uS9m
Exons: 2
Coding region: 1-963 (320 amino acids)
Biological process (GO): translation
Cellular component (GO): ribosome; mitochondrial small ribosomal subunit
Molecular function (GO): RNA binding; structural constituent of ribosome
Source: RefSeq, a predicted model, not a curated record